Harpia harpyja (harpy eagle) is the source of this 3484-nucleotide messenger RNA. RefSeq names its product proline rich transmembrane protein 3 (gene PRRT3). The record is from RefSeq and is a predicted model, not a curated record. NCBI's taxonomy places the organism in Eukaryota, Metazoa, Chordata, Aves, Accipitriformes, Accipitridae. The coding region runs from base 374 to 3367 and encodes 997 amino acids. The transcript has 4 exons.
AUGCCGGGGGUAGGGACCACUAGGCACCAAGGACCACCAGCACCGGGGACACCGGGAUGGGGACCGCCAGCACUGGGGGCACCAGCGACAGGGACACCGGGAUGGGGACUGCCAGCACCGGGGACACUGGGAAUGGGAAGACUGGGAAUGGGGCCACUGGCAGCAGGGACGCUGGGGGCAGGGACAGCUGGGGACAGGGCCCAGGGCCAGCCCGAGCAGGGCCAGCCCGGCCGCUGGCUCUGUCCCCGGGGCAGUGGGUUGCCGUGGGCACGGCAGCCCCAGGGCCGGUGGCGUGAGCCCCCCCCCCGGGCAGUCGCCACAGGUCCUGGCUCACCGACCCCCCCAUCCCCGCAGGGCCAGCUGGGUGCUCACCAUGGCUACAGCACGGCUUAUCACCUGGGGGCUGCUCCUGGCCACCGGGGUCCCCGCCGGGGCCCGGGGGACGCUGUCGGCGGGGCUGUCCCCAGGUGGGACCCUGCAGCGGGACAGGGACCCCCUGCAUAGCCCUGCCUGGGGACAGCAGCGGCCGGGCCCAUCCCCUGCCUGGGAAGCAUCAGGGGAGCCGAGCGGCGCCGGGGUCCCUGGGAGCGAGCGCUGGGGGGGCGGCAGCCUCGUGCGCUGGUCCCCACCGCUGCAGGCCGGGGAUGCCACCGGGGCAUCCCUGGAGACGGAAACCACCGUGGCAGGCGCUGGCACCGGGUCCUGGUGGAACGGCGGCGCAGCCCCAGCUGUGGCGGAGGAGCCGCUCGUUGCCUGGCAAAGACACGAGGCUGAAGGCCAGGACAGCCCGUGGGGGGGGACCUGGCUGCCCCAUGGCUCUGCAUUGGGGACACCGGGCCCCGAGAUGCCGACAGACACGGGGCCGGGCUCUCCGGGGCUGCCCUGGGCAGGGCAGAGUGCUGCCGGGCCAGCCGGCACCCUCAGCCCUCGGCCGACUGUGUCCACCAUUGCCCUGACCCCCAUGCUGGCAGUGGGGACAGGGACGGGGACAGCAGACACCCACGCAGGGGGACAGCCAGUGCUGGGGGGAUCCACGGCGGCCCUGGGCACACAGCUCGCUCCAGCCAACAGCCAGCCUGUCCCACUGGGCACGGUCCCCGUCCCCCAUCCCACGAGCACAGGGCCAGCCCAGGGUCCCCACGCCAGCCCCAGCUCCGCACAGCCAGUGGGCAGACAAGGGGACCUGGGGGGGACCCCCAGCCCCUCCCUGGCUCUGCCCAGCUCUGCCCCACAGCUGCCCCCCACAGCCCCAUCCUGGGGGCUGGCUGAGCCCUGGACCCGGGUGCUCCCGGCCCACCAGCGCAGCACCCGGAGGGCCCCGCUCAGCCACGCCGCUGCCAGCCCUGGGGACGCAGCCCCUCGCACGGACCCCGGGCCAACGGGGCAGCAGGGACCCCGGCCCGCCCCGGGGUCUGCCCUCAGCACCAGCCCCGCACCACCACCUGCCUCCAGCAUGGCCCCCCCCCAGCACAGGUACGCAGGGCUGCUGCCCGAGGAGGAUGUCGGCUCCCCACAGCGGGUCCGGGGCGCUGUGGGCCCCAUGAGCGCCCCAAACGCCACCGAGGCCUCCUCACGGCCGACAGCGCAUCCUGCCACAGGGACGCCUGGGACCAGGCACUCAGAUGCCCGAGGGACGCAGCCCCCCGCCCACGGCACCACGGCCCCCUCUGCCACGUGGCAGCAGGCGGGGGGGACGCCACAGCCAGCCCCCCGGCAGCCAUCCACGCCGCAGCUGCAGCCCAGCCGCCCCCCCCCGGCACCGGGGGCCAACGGGACGGGACUGCGCUGGGCCGAGCUGCGACGCCAGCUGGGCUUUGCCUGGGAGGCCCACGUCUAUGGGGUGGCCGCCAUCUUUCUGCUGCUGGCGCUGGGCUGCCUGGCCGGGCUGGCGGGGGCGGCUGCCCUCCGUCCCCCCCAUCUGCCCCACGUUUUAGGGGCCCAUGGGCUGCUGCUGGCCGCCUGCCUGCUGCGGGCAACCUUCCUGCUGCUGGACCCCUACGGGGCUUGGGGCCGCCUGCCCCCCCGGGCCCUGCUGCUGCUCAGCACCGUCCCCUUCCCUCUGUUGCUCGGCGCCUUCGCCCUCCUGCUCCAGCGGCUCCAGCGCCUGGCCCAGCUCCGGCUGCUGCCGGCUCGGCUCCGGGGGCUGCCGGCGCUGGGGGCUGCCGCUGCCCUGCAGAGCGCGGUGCUGGGGGCCGCCGACCUGCUCCCGCUCCGGCUGGGCCCUGCGACCGGUCUGGGGCUGCAGGCGCUGGGCUGCGGGGCCGGGGCCCUGCUGCUGCUGGGGGGGCUCUGGGGGUGCUGGCGGGUGCUGCGGGCACCCCGGGAGGGACCGGGGGGUGGCGGGGAGCCGGGGCUGCGGCAGGGGGCCCGGGCGCUGCUGGCGGCGGCGGUGGCGGGGCUGCCGGUCUGCGGGCUGCAGCUCUACAGCGCUUUGUGGCUGCGGGGGGUCCUGGGCCCCCCCGGGCGCUUCUCCCGGCCCGGCUGGGCAGCACAGCUCUGGCUGCGGGUCGGCGAGCUGGGCACGGCGCUGGCACUGCUGGUGGCCGCCGCCGAGCCGCUGUGCUGCCAGUGUCGUCGCCGGAGCCCUGCCAGCCACUCCUGCUGGGCCAAAGCGCUGCGGUACUUCUGCGCCGGCCGCAAAGCCGAGGCGCCCGAGUACCCCAACAACUGCUACGACUGGGCCAGCGGCGGCACCGGCGGCACCGGCGGCACCGGCCCGGAGCGGGCACCCGCCAACGACAUCUCCAAGAGCCUCAUUCGCAACCCGGCCGAGCAGCUGCCCCUGCGGGCGCUCAAGGACAGCAACGAGGCCUGGGCGGCUGCCGCCGGCACCGCCAGGAUGCCGGGGCUCAGCCCCAAGUGCCCCAACGCGGUGGCUGCCCGCUCCUGCGCCGCCUUCGAGCAGGGCUCGUCCCCCUCGCUGGGAGAGCUGGCCUUCCGCCCGCCGUCCCCCAUCGACCUGCGCCGCAGCAUCGACCAGGCGCUCUGCCGCCGGCACCUCCUGCACGACGGCCUCUUCGGCCGACCCCGCCGUGGUUCCGGCGCCUCGCUGCAUGACUCCCCGGCCCCCGCCGAGACCCCCGGCUUGGGGUGCAUGGCACGCUGCAGCUCGCUGACAGACCUGCCUGGACCGUCACCCGCCUCGGCCAGCUCGCUGGAGAGCAGCUCGCUGAAGAUCAGCUGGAACCCCUGGCGCCAUGGGCUGUCCUCGCCCGACAGCCUGCCCCUGGACGAGGCGCCCAGCCGGGCCCCCCUCCUGGUGCCUGCCGUGCCCCCCCCAUGGGAGCGCGAGGGCCCCCGCGGCUUCCCGGCCCUCGGCAAGGCGGCGGACACCCGCAGCCUCUCCAGCGACACCAUCGAGCUCUGAGCCGGGGAGACGGGAGGACGGGCAGAGACUGGGGAGCACAGGGGGACGAGCCCAGCGUGGGGGGCCGGGGGUCUGAUCCUGCGCCCCUGCAGGAUGGGGUAGGAGGGGGGAGCUGGG